AUGCCCGAUUCGCGUCUUCGAAAACAUAGACCCUUCAAAUGGCUUCGAAACAGACAGGAAGACAAAUCAGGGAAUGGAAAUGGUACUCAUCAACUGACCAUUCGCAAUGCGACUCCUAAGCCCAAUGCGACUCCUGAAGCGAUAGAGAAUUCGACCACGACUGCCGAGGCUGAAGACUUGUGGGCAAUGGCCAGGAAAAUACUGGCCCAGGAUAAAAGGAUGUGCCUGAUGUUGGAAGAAGCAACGAAAAUCGUUGAACAACAUGGCCUUGAGGGUGUAACACAGGGCACAUCCAAUUCCGAACAACUCCACAGCUCUCUUACCGCCAAGGUCGAAGAACUGAAGCGGAAGGAGAUGGUGAUCCAGAUUGAUGACCACUAUAUCCAUGUCAAAGAGAAAAUAAUGCAGGCCAUCUGGAAUGUCCUAGUGUUGAAGGAUCUGGUCAGCACAGCUGCAUCUACCAGCCCUCCAGUGGCGAUAGUCUGUGCCUGCAUGACUGUCGCUCUCCUGAUGUUUAUCCGUGCCGAUGAUCAAGAAAAAGACCUUCUCGAAGGGUUAGAGAAAACAUCUGGAUUGAUUCCUCGUCUCCGCAUGAUGGAAGAUCUCUAUCUCAAAUCUAAUAUUAGUCUCCCCAGUGAUUUUACCAAACAAUUCAAAGAAGAGCUGGUGUCUUUGUACGGGAGAGUUCUCGAGUUCCAGGCUCGAGCGCUAUGUUUCUUGCAAAGGCAUACCUUGGAGAGAAUGUUCCGCAAUAUGUUUCAUGAAGACUGGAAUGCGCUGAAAGUCAACAUUGCGAGCCAAGAAAAUGAAGCCCGAAACUUCACUCAGCUUAUUGAAGCCCAAGGGAGGAAGCAGGACAUGGAAAAGCUCUCACGUUCAAUGCAAAAAGCUGAAGAAAGGCAUCAGCUCCAGCAAAGCAUUUUGGAUCGAAAUAAAAAAGUGUUCCACUUCCUUAAGCUGCUCUAUCGCGUCUGUCCAUACAAAGAGCGAAAAGACCGAGUUGACAAGCGUGUACACGGCACGUGCCAGUGGUUUACCAAACACAUCGAGUUCCAUAAAUGGAAAGAAAACCAAGAUUUGAAACUUCUAUUCGUCUCAGCAGGUCCAGGAUGUGGAAAGUCAGUCUUGUCAAGAUAUCUAGUUGAUGAGGUUCUCCCUGCUGAAAGAAGGACGAUUUGUUACUUCUUCUUUCGUGACGACUAUCCUGAUCAGAAAACACACACAAUUGCGCUUGCCAGUAUGUUACAUCAGCUCUUCCUGGCUCAUCCAUAUCUUGUGUCAGAUGCUGUGCUAGGCCAAUAUGACGCCGAAGGCGAAAGGCUUCUUGAAUCAUUCCACACCCUGUGGAAGAUUUUCAUAGAUAGCAUGACCGGCCUCGAAACUGAAACUAUAAUCUGUGUGAUAGAUGCCUUGGAUGAGUGCCAAGAAGAUGAAAGAAGGCAGUUUGUUAAAGCCAUAGAGGACUUCUAUCGGACAGAUAAAAAUAACCGAAAGUUGAAGUUCCUUCUAACAAGAAGACCUUAUGGGGCAAUCGUUGAGGAUUUUCGUGAGCUAGAGGCUCAAAUGCCGACAAUCCACUUGAGUGGAGAUGGUGAGACUGAAUCGGCAGCAAUUUCAGGCGAGAUCAACCUGGUGAUCAAGAAAAGAGUUCACGACAUCCGCAUUCGCAAAGGUCUGGAUAAUGACGACGAAGAAUUCCUGGAAAGGAAGUUGACAGCGAUGCCGAACCAAACAUAUCUUUGGGUUGCUCUUACUAUGGAUUAUAUUCGCGAUCUCGACGGCUUCACCAAAGGAAACGUCCGCGAAACAGUGCUUCCUGAAACGGUCGAUGAUGCUUACGAGAAGAUAUUGAACAGAAGCAAAGAUAAACUCAAAGCCAAGCGUUUACUUCAUAUUGUCCUGGCCGCGGCAAGACCACUAUCUGUGGAAGAACUAUCUUUAGCCAUGGCACUGAAAAGGAAAGACCAGCCUCUUGAUGACAUACUGGAGUCAAUGGAGUCUUCUGAUAGGUUCAGAAUCACAUUACGAAGCAUCUGUGGAUUGAUGCUUGUCGUCGUUAACGAUAAGAUCUACCUUCUGCAUCAAACUGUAAAGGAAUUCUUGGUUCGGGAUUCUUCAACGUCAGCUGAUCCAGUAUCAUCUAUCCACUGGAAGCAUGCACUUUCAGCAGAGGAGUCACACAAGACUCUUGCAAAAAUAUGCGUGUGGAAUAUAUGUGCUGCUUCGAUGGAGACCGGUCUGAAUGUACUUCUGAGAUACUCGGCAGACUAUUGGUUAGAUCACUUCCGUGAAGCCCGUUUUCGUCACCAGGACGAGAUGACAAAUUUGGGAUGUUGUCUUUGUGUUCCAGGAUCGAAAUUAUACAAUACAUGGGCAGAGGUUUCUCCAAAGUGGGUUCUUCCGGAAGAACGAACAGGACUUAUUCUUGCAGCGAGUUAUGGGCUUUCGUCCGUCGUGCAAAGAUUUCUAGAGCAUACCGGCGUGGAAGUGAAUAGCACGGAUGCCAAGUUUGGCCGCACUCCACUUUCAUGGGCUGCUUUUAGGGGACAUGGAACUGUGGUUAGUCUGCUUCUCGAUGCUAAGGCCGACAUAGAGUCUAAGGACUCUAAUGGCCAGACCGCGCUUUCAUUGGCUGCUGAAAGUGGACAUGAUACUGUGGUCAGUCUGCUUCUUGAUGCUAAGGCCGAUAUAGAGUCUAAGGACUCUUAUGGCCAGACUGCGCUUUCAUUGGCUGCUUUUAGGGGACAUGGAACUGUGGUUAGUCUGCUUCUUGAUGCUAAGGCCGAUAUAGAGUCUAAGGACUCCAUUGGCCAGACUGCGCUUUCAUUGGCUGCUGAAGUGGACAUGAUAUUG
This is a messenger RNA of Penicillium odoratum, 2853 nucleotides long. RefSeq lists its product as uncharacterized. Lineage: Eukaryota; Fungi; Ascomycota; Eurotiomycetes; Eurotiales; Aspergillaceae. Gene Ontology annotation, molecular function: protein binding. The record is from RefSeq and is a predicted model, not a curated record. The annotation marks the transcript as partial. The transcript is spliced from 2 exons.